Messenger RNA from Pogona vitticeps (central bearded dragon), 2246 nucleotides. Lineage: Eukaryota; Metazoa; Chordata; Lepidosauria; Squamata; Agamidae. The record is from RefSeq and is a predicted model, not a curated record.
CACUCUCUUUGCAUGCGCAGGGACUCUCCAGAGAGACCGUAUUUUUAAAAACUUCACCCGGAAACGCCAGCGGGCCAUGCGCAGACGGGUUCACCAAGUCAACGGGCACAAGUUUAUGGCUACUUACUUGCGGCAGCCUACCUACUGUUCACACUGCCGGGAAUUUAUUUGGGGAGUAUUUGGGAAGCAGGGCUAUCAAUGCCAAGUUUGCACGUGUGUGGUGCACAAGCGUUGCCACCACCUCAUUGUCACGGCUUGCACCUGCCAGAACAAUAGCAACAAGACGGAUGCAAAGUUUUCUGAGCAGCGGUUUGGAAUCAACAUCCCGCACAAAUUCAGAAUCCACAAUUAUAAAGUGCCCACCUUUUGCGACCAUUGCGGUUCCUUGCUUUGGGGGAUCAUGCGACAAGGCCUACAAUGUAAAAUUUGCAAAAUGAAUGUACAUAUACGGUGUGAAGCCAAUGUGGCGCCCAACUGCGGGGUGAACGCUGCGGAGCUGGCCAAGACAUUAGCAUGCAUGGGGUUGCAACCAGGAAAUAUUUCUCCAAAUGGAAAGCAGGCCUCCAGAUCAACGCUGAGGCGCCAGAAGAAAGAGAGCGUGAAAAAGGGGAACGGUGUGCCUGAAGUUUCAGCAAGCAAGCUGAAGAUUGAGGAUUUGAUAUUCAUCAGAGUGCUGGGGAAAGGCAGUUUUGGAAAGGUGAUGCUUGCUAAAACGAAACAGACGGGCUAUCUCUACGCCAUCAAAGUGCUGAAGAAAGAUGUGAUUCUUCAAGAUGACGACGUGGAAUGCACCCUAACGGAGAAACGGAUCCUGACUCUGGGUCGGAACCAUCCUUUUCUCACCCAGCUCUUCUGCUGCUUCCAGACACCUGAUCGGCUCUUCUUUGUCAUGGAAUUUGUAAAUGGAGGGGACUUGAUGUUCCACAUCCAGAAGUCCCGUCGUUUUGACGAAGCUCGAGCCCGUUUCUACGCUGCAGAAAUCAUUUCCGCUCUCAUGUUCCUCCAUGAGAAAGGCAUCAUCUACAGGGACCUAAAACUGGAUAAUGUAUUACUGGACCACGAAGGCCACUGCAAACUGGCUGACUUUGGAAUGUGUAAAGAAGGCAUCCUAGAUGGCGUCACUACAGCCACGUUCUGUGGGACCCCAGACUAUAUUGCCCCCGAGAUUCUCCAGGAGAUGCUCUAUGGUCCAGACGUAGACUGGUGGGCAAUGGGAGUCCUGCUCUACGAGAUGCUCUGUGGCCAUGCCCCUUUCGAGGCGGAAAACGAGGAUGACCUUUUUGAAGCCAUCCUCAAUGACGAAAUUGUCUACCCCACUUGGCUCCAGGAAGACGCAGUGGCAAUCCUGAAAGCUUUCAUGACAAAAAACCCCAAAAUGCGCCUUGGCAGUAGCGCCUUGGGCGGGGAGAAAGCUAUCCUCCUGCACCCCUAUUUUAAGGAACUGGAUUGGGAUUUGCUGAACCAGCGCCAGAUCGAGCCACCUUUCCGACCUCGAAUCAAAUCCAAAGAAGAUGUGAGCAACUUCGAUCCCGAAUUUUUAAAAGAAGAGCCUGUUUUAACCCCCAUUGAAGAUGGAAUUCUUUCCAUGAUUAAUCAAGAAGAAUUUAGAAACUUUUCUUACACGGACCCGGAAUUAGAAUCAUAGUCCCCUGAGGAGCGGCAAACGGCUUUCUCCAUCUGGUGAGGAAUUGUUACAAUUUAGGAUUGCCUGCAGUUUUGUUCAGAUGGAGCAUUCCAGAGGCAUUCCAACAUAUAUUACAGAUCGUGGACAGAAGGAGCACAAUUAAUUUAAUUCUGGAGCCGAGGGACCAUCUCUUGGAAAUUCUGAAGCACUGAGUGCAAAUAUUUAUAGCAGGACAACAGAUCUGCUUCGGGAAAUGAUGUGGAAAGAGGAAUUGGUUUGAGCGGGUUGGUCAGGAUGACCGCGGGAGGUUCGCCGUGAGUCUGGAGGUUUUCCGGAAGGAGGAUGAAAUCACCACUGAGCCAAAUGAAACCUUAUCCAAGGACAGACUUCUUCCAAAAUAUCUCUUGAAAGCAGCUUUUCAAAAGCAGGGCAGGGAAAAAAUAAAAAGAGCAGUAUUGACAGACUGGUUUGAACUGUGACACGGGAACAUCACCUCGUGUGGUGCUAACUUGCUUAGAAGACACCAAUAUGAUUUCCCCCCCUGCACUGAGCAAAUGGGUUUAUUUGAAACAGUUUGGGCUUCCAUUUAAAAAAUAUGUUGCUUUGUGCAAAAAAAUAAAAA